AUCGAGACGGACCUUGCGAGGCCCCUUCAGUUGAUAAAUCGAUGGAAGGGCAACUGCACUUGGUAUUCAGCUGGUGGCUCGUCAAUCUUACGAGCAUUUAAAGGUACUACUUGUCGUCCACAGCGACUAUACAAAUCAUUCUACUCAUUCGUGCCAAGCCCUUCAACCUCUUCGUACAUCUCUUCGUCAACAUGAAUUACACCAAUGAUAUCUGGACCCAGAAUUUUGUGCCAGACUAUGAUCAGUACGGACAAACGGUGGUGGACAACGACUUCCUCGACCAAGCCCACACUGCGGCUGUAAACAACGACCUAACCCAGCAUGCCCAAGCCCACGUGAAAACUAGGCCACCAAGACCUGAUGUGGUCACGUCGUUGAAUGAGUCAGCUCAGUGGCAUGGAACGUCAGUAUGUGAGACGUUCAACGAUUCCGCCUUCGUAAUCGAUCCUAUCGCGCAAACCAGCCCAACAGUACGAAGCGCAAGCACACUUGAUCAACCCGUGGCGUCGGAGCACAUAAACUUUUCAUAUGCUGGACCGAUACCAGGAAUGGGCCUUGCUGACCAUCGCAGCGAGGAUGCCAUCUGCAUGGUAUCUCGCCUGAACGACACGGACACCAAGGCAUUCGCAUGUCAAUUCCCAGAGUGUGGUGGUCGCUAUACUCGAUGGCCAGAUUUUCUGAGGCACUACGACGGAGCGCACGCCGUUGAGAAGAAAGAAAUCUGGUGUCCCUCAACUCAGUGUGAUCGCGGCAGACCAUUUCCUAGGAAAGAUAAGAUGAUGGACCAUGCCCGCAAAGUGCAUGGGCUGUACAUCGAAAACGGGCAGUCUUAG
This is a messenger RNA of Macroventuria anomochaeta, 833 nucleotides long. RefSeq lists its product as uncharacterized. NCBI's taxonomy places the organism in Eukaryota, Fungi, Ascomycota, Dothideomycetes, Pleosporales, Didymellaceae. The transcript has 3 exons. The coding region runs from base 192 to 833 and encodes 213 amino acids. The record is from RefSeq and is a predicted model, not a curated record.